GGUACGGGACUGUUUAUUAAAAACACUCGACUAUAAAAUAGUGUUUAAUAAAAAAAAUAAAUUUAAAUAAAAUAAAAAAAUAUAAAUAGUGGAUUUUGUAAUUAAAAAAAUAUUUAUAAAUUUAUAAUUUUUAAUAAAAAAUAAAAAAAUUUAAGAAAAAUAUUAAAAUUUUUGAACAAAUUAUUGAAAAAUUAAAUUUGUAAAAAAUGUUAAAAAUACUGUGCACCGUGUUACUCGUUUUGUCAUCCUCUAUUCUACUAGUCGCAUGUCGCAGUUAUAAUAACGGUUUAAUAUUCUAUAAUUUAGAAAAUCAUAACACUUACCUACCACCCACUAUAUCGGUAUCGCGCGGACGAGGUCUAGCCAAAUUCAAAUAUUCAGCACGCGGCUCCAUUUGGUCUACAUUUGGGAAACCCUGUGAUUGUGAGGGCCCCUUAUGCGGCUGUUGUGUUGGCAUCAAAGUAAAACAAUAUAAUUUUGAUCAGAAAAUGUGUGCCAAUGUCUCGUAUGUUCGCCCCAAAGACGAAAUCCAAAUGGAAGUUUUUCUCAAUGAUACUGCCACAGCAAAAUAUGGUAUUGCGGCACGUAAUCCCUCACCCCUGUGUGUACCCAUUAUGAUGGGUAUACCCAUGUCAAUGUGUGUACAAAUGUCUAACAUAGCAGUGCAGGGUGAUAAUCUCAAUAUGUGCAUGGAUUUCCUGGUGCGUCUAGCCUCAACACAACUCUUUGAAAUGCACUUUCAAUGUAUGAAAGUUGGUUUACAGGGAGCUAGUUGGGUGGGUCCAGACGGACAACCGGUAAUACCGGCAAGUGAAAGUAAAAUUAAAGAUCGUGGCAGUAAUGAAUCGGAAGAGUAUUAUGAUGAAAGUGAAGCUGAAGAAGAAAAUGAAAUAAUAUCAAAAGAAAAGGAAGAGCAAAAGGAAAGUGUAGCAAUGCAUAUGAAGGAAGAGGAUUUAAAUAAAGCCGAAGAGGAAAUGGAUGAUAGUGAUAUAAGAGAUAAGAUUAUGGAUAUAGUUAAAGAACAGGAAAAAGAAGAGGAGGAAAUUAAAGAAAGCUCUGAAUUGAUGAAGGACAAUGAAAUAGAAAGUUUAAGUCCGAUGCAAGAUCAUAGCAAAGUUGAGGAAAUUGUAACAAAUAUAAUGGAGAGUAUAAAUGAAGGCAAGGGCUCAGCAGAGUCGGAUAAGUAUAUAACAAUGCCAAUAGUGGUAGAAAAUGUUCAGCCAAGUGAAAUUUCUAAUAUGGAAAGUGCUCAGGAAUCCAAUGUUUUAAGUGACCCGCUGUCUUUAGAAGCUGAAGAGAGUAAUAUGGAGAGCAUAAUGGAAACAAAUGCUUUAGUAGAGGAAGAUUUUCAAAUUAAUUCACCGAAUAACAAUGAAGAGAAUAAGAAAGAAUCUCAUGAGAUGACAGAUAAACCAUUAGAAAAAGAAUCAGAUUCAUUAAAACUGGAGAUAAAUGAUUUAAAAGAUUCUACAGUAAAUGUUAUGGAAAUGGAAGAAAGUAAUGAAAUUAUUAAAGACAAUGAAAGUUUACAAGAUUUGCCUAAUACGACUAUGAAAGCUGAGUUACAUUUGGAGGAUUUGUUUGAAAAUUCUCAAGAGAAAGACAUGCAAAUUGAAAACAAUGUUGAGCAACCAGAAAAAGACAUGAAAGAAACGAACAUGCAGUUUGAGCAAAAUAUUGUUAAAGAAACAAACAUGGAAAUGCUAGAAGAUACUACAGAACCUAUGUCCAAUGAUUAUGAAACGGGUAAAAUUGAAAAAUUUGAAAUGUUAAUCAAUAAUGAGGGUGCCGAAGACACAACAGAAAUAAGUCAAAUUGCUAAUGAGCAAAACAACUUUUUGGAAAAUCUCCAGCAACCCAUGGAAACAAGUACUGAACGUUUGAUGGCAGCUAAUUUAAAACCAACAAUGCCACAGAUAGCAGCAACUACAAGUGAAACUGAUAGUAUCGAUAGCAUAGAUAAUACUUUAACAACUGCCACAAUUAUGACCACAACAACAACAACAACUACUACUACGGCAACAGCAACAAAAAAACCAACUGCAACAGAUAAAAACUCAGCUGUGGCAGUAACAUUUAUAGAAAAUACUGAUGAUGAUGAGGAUAAAACUAACAACAAAGCUGAAGAAGACGACGAUGACGAAGACGACAACGAUGGUGAUAAUAGUCAGGAAAAUGACAGUGAUUAUGAUGAUGAAGAAGAAAGCGAAGAGUCUGAAGAUGAAACAACAGAGAAAGGAAUACAAACUAAUGAUGCCAUCACCAGCAACAUUGUUAUGCCAACUACAGCCGCUUUAAACCAUAAAGAAUCCUCAAUAACACAAAAACUACCAAAUGCUUACAGCAGCAAUGAAUCCAACUCUAAUGAUGAAACAAAUGAAAAUACCAAAGAUGAAUUUGAGGCUGUAGAAGAGCAGGAGGAAGAAAUUGCAGAUGAUGUCGAGACAGAAUCUAAUGAACAAAGCGAAAACGAAAACGAUGCUGAGGAGGAAUACGAUGAUGAAUAUGAAGAUUAUGAAACUACAACAGUAGCUGUAAGUGAUACCAAAAUUAAUAGUGCUAAUGACACAUGUUGCAAAUCUGCAACACCAGCUGGCGUCAUAAAUGACAUGCAAGCAGCAGUCACCACAAAUGAGCAGCUAAAUGACAAUACUAAUACUGCCGUCAAGCCACAAACUAAUACUGUUGCAACAAAUAAUAAUAAUUUACAAUUUGUAAGCCAUGACAAUACCAUACCUAUUAGUAAUAGCGACAGUAAUAUGUUAAAUGUUGAAUCAACUACAAAUAAAAUGUCACAAAUCACUAUUAACCCAGCUGCAGCCACUAUUGCAGUGUCUUCAACCACUACCACUAGUAGUAAUAGUAAUAAUGCAUUGCCCCUACCGUUGGCUCGUAAAUUAUAUGCACAUCAUCACCAGCAACAACUACAACAACAACAACAGCAGCAUCAUCAUCAUCACUAUCAGCAAUAUCAUCGUCAUAGUCGUCAGCAACGUCAGCAUUAUGUUUAAAACCCUCAAUGCAGUAUAUUUAUAUGUGUGUGUGUUGCAUAUUCAUUGAAAAACAUUAUUCAUUUAGUUUAUUGAUGUCAACACCCCAUUUGACUUUUCAUCUGCAACAUGCAGUUUUCCAGCAAUUGUAUAUAAAAUCUUAUAUUCUUAUGUUGGGGUUUAAAAGAGCAAUGAUUUUAUGUGGAUGUAUAUAAUUAGAAACAAAAAGGGAAACUUUAAAACCUAAAGGUGUGCUUCCCAACUUGGACAAUUGGCAUCACUGCCCUCUUGAGACAAUUUAUGGUUUAUUUUAGCUAAAAAAUUAGUUAUGCAUAAUUUCCUCCACUUCUAAUUACUUCUCCAUUGCUGUAUUUUCUUUUACAAUUCAUUUACUUUCUUCUCUUUAUCUAAAUUAUUAAUAUUAUUUUGUAUAAGUUUUAUACAUUGAUAAAUGUUUAUGUAUUUGUGUAAUUAUUUAUAUUUAUUACU
This is a messenger RNA of Lucilia sericata (common green bottle fly), 3479 nucleotides long. Its product is annotated as myb-like protein X. Lineage: Eukaryota; Metazoa; Arthropoda; Insecta; Diptera; Calliphoridae. The transcript is spliced from 2 exons. The record is from RefSeq and is a predicted model, not a curated record. The coding region runs from base 207 to 3011 and encodes 934 amino acids.